UCUCCAACUACACUCUCCCUCAUUGGAGGUCACUGUCAAGAGGGCCAUUAACUUCAGGACAGCAAUUGGACCGGUACCCAUGGUGUUGUGGUGGUCUCUGCCGACAAGAGAUGAACGUAGGACCAGGGAGACGGCGUCCACCACGGACCUGUUUCGCUGGGAGGUGAAUUGCAGUGGGUCGAGGUCGUCUGGGGGGCUGGAGCUGAUGCGUGCCGUGACCAGCCUCUCGAAGCACUUCACGAUGGUGGAUGUCAGAGCCACCGGGCGGUCGUCGUUAAGAUCCACGCCGCCCGUGCAAGAGGUGGCUCAGAGACGGCUCCGUUUCCCACGAUCCUGGUGGCCGCAGGGGACAAACCGGAGGGUCUCCGGCAGACCUGCGUCCCAGGACGGGCUCCCUGUGGCUCACGUACACAAGCUGUUUCUGGAGUUUAGACACGACGGGGGAGGCUCGGCGAGGUUUGUCACCAGGUCGAGACGCAGCAUUCAAGUUCCCCGGACUGAUGGAGGGCUGGUGUGGGACGGAGACACCUUGCCCUCCUCUCAGGGUCCAGGAAAGGCCCGGUCUCUGUAUCGGGCCAGGAGUGGCUCAGAACCCGGAGUCGGGGCUGAGACCCGGACCUCGGACCCCAACCGGACACCGGGAGACACGGAGACAGGUCCCAGCCGGAGCAGACCCGGGAGAAGCUCGGAGUUCCUGGAAGAGCAGAGUCAGCGGAGGAGGCCGAGGGCCGACGUGUCAGUGAUGGGGUGGGAGGGGGGCGUUGAAGCGACGGGCGGCGGGGAGAUGCAGGUCGCGGCCACGGACGGAGAGCGGGUGUCCUGCGAGACGGUCACCCAGCCUGCGUCUGGUCUCGCCGACGUAGAGGAGGCCGCGCUCGGAGCGCCGAAUGCAGUCGAUGCUGUUGUGGGGUGUGGGGGUGAAUCUCUGUCUCGCCUGAGAGGACUGCUUGGGUGCCAGGGUGGAGGGGACGGGGGCGGUGCAGGGGCAGGUGUUGCACCUAUGGCAGGGGGCGGUGGAGAGAUCCCGGGGUGGGAGCGGGAUGGGUCGGAGGGUGGAAGGGGUGAUUCACCCGCACCUCCCGCAACGGCAUCGACUGCAUUCGGUGCUCCGAGCGCGGCCUCCUCUACGUCGGCGAGACCAGACGCAGACUGGGUGACCGUCUCGCAGGACACCCGCUCUCCGUCCGUGGCAGCGACCUGCACCUCCCCGUCGCCCGUCGCUUCAACUCCCCCCUCCCACCCCAGCACUGACACGUCGGCCCUCGGCCUCCUCCGCUGCCCGGAGAAUUCCCAGCGCAAACCGGAGGAGCAGCUCCUCGUCUUCCCUCUGGGAACCUUGCAGCCUAACGACGGACCACCCUCCGAGGGGAGCCCUGUCGACACGGCGACGGAGCCCGGGAUGGGUCGGAGAUUGGGAACGUUGCUCUGGGCGCCCCUGUUCCUGGGGGGUGUGGGGGCCAUCUGCCAGACGGGCUGUUUCAGAGAGUGCCAGGCCGCGUCCCCGGUACCAGGGACCAACCUGGCCGGAGAGGGUAUCGAUGUGGUGACGUUGACCCGCAAGGGGGCAUAUGUGGUGGACGUAGAGAGCUGGAAACGUCCCAAUGGGGCCUGCACUCUCUGCAGCAACUCACUGAUGGGGGGUAAACGCCAGCGACUCCCCCUGGCCGUGGUGGACUGGCGGGCUCAACACAACUGCCGCCGGCACCUGUAUGGCCACCUCUUCCACUCGGUCUCCGAGCUGGCUACGUCGGUCAGCUCCAGCGUGGACAACAGCUGGAGGGCUGGCCUGAGUCUGCCCACCCGGUCGGUCGGUUUAACACUGGCUGGUUCCAAGUCCAAGGUCAUGUCCUUCAGCACCCGCAAGGUCCAAUCAGACCGCUACAGCUUCGCCAGCCAUGAGGUCCGCUGCCGCCUGUACCGCUACCGGCUGAAGCACGCACCCCCCCUGGCGCCCCAGUUCUCCGCCCACCUGCGCCGGAUCACCAACACAUCCUACGGGGGAGCCCGGCACCACUACCACCGACUGGUGCAGACUUUCGGAACACAUUACAUCCGGUUGGUGGAUCUGGGCGGCUAUUUCAAGGACGUGACGGCCAUCCGCACCUGCAAGGCCGCGGUGGAGGGGCUCACCGCCGAGGAGGUGAAGACCUGCCUGGGUGUAGAGGCCAGUUAUGGGGUGAUUUGGGCAGGCAGGGCCUCAGCUGCCAUGAGAUCCUGCAAGAGGAAGGCCCGGUCCGUGAACCACGCCAGCAGCUUCCACCAGGCCUUCAGCGAGAGGCUGACGGAGGUCACAGGAGGUCAGUCCACCGGGAAGAGGGACAUCCUCUUCUCCUCUGACCCCGCCGCCUUCACCCGCUGGCUGAAUAGUCUGAAGGCCUCGCCGGGGGUGGUACACUACCGGCUGGCCCCCCUCCAUCACCUGUUACCCACCAGUGACCGCCGGCGUGACCAGCUGAGGCGCUACCUCAGAGAGUACAUCAUGGCCAACGCCCUGAGGCGGUACUGCUCCAGAACCACCUGCCCCGCCGGCAAGAGCAAGAGCCACUCCGACCCCUGCUCCUGCCUCUGCCGAGAGAACAGCUGGGUGGACCGUCUCUGCUGCGCCAAGCAGAAGGGCGUGGGGCACCUGGUGGUCACCGUCAAGAGGGGCUUUGGCCUCUGGGGUGACUAUCUUAGUGGCACCGACGCUUUUGUGGUGGUCUCUUACGGGAAGGCCAGUGAGCGGACCUGGGUGGUGAACAAUAACAAUAACCCUCGCUGGAACGCCAGAUUGGAUCUGAGUACAGUGGUGGCCAAAAACCACCUGAAACUCACAGUGAAGGUCUACGAUAAAGAUCCCUUUAGGAAUGAACACCUGGGGACUUGUCAGGUGCCCCUGACCUCUGGCCACACUGAUCGUACGUGUUACCUCAAGCACGGCAAGGUCACCUACCGGGUGUCCUUCACCUGUGAGUCCCACCUGCGCGGCCGCAGCUGCCGUCAGUACGCCCCGUGUCCAGGGAACCGUGGGUUCACUGGGCUCCUGUGGACCAACCAGUCCUUCCCCUCGCCCGACUCCCCCACCUCCUCUCCUCCGGGGAACGCCCUCCUCAAAGUUAUCUACCCCUGA
This is a messenger RNA of Pristis pectinata (smalltooth sawfish), 3109 nucleotides long. Its product is annotated as perforin-1-like. The record is from RefSeq and is a predicted model, not a curated record. The coding region runs from base 80 to 3109 and encodes 1009 amino acids. Lineage: Eukaryota; Metazoa; Chordata; Chondrichthyes; Rhinopristiformes; Pristidae. The transcript is spliced from 7 exons.